Plasmodium gonderi is the source of this 3783-nucleotide messenger RNA. RefSeq lists its product as hypothetical. NCBI's taxonomy places the organism in Eukaryota, Apicomplexa, Aconoidasida, Haemosporida, Plasmodiidae. The transcript has a single exon. Bases 1 to 3783 code for a protein of 1260 amino acids. The record is from RefSeq and is a predicted model, not a curated record. Gene Ontology annotation, molecular function: NAD+ binding.
AUGAGCUGCAUGAAUUACGCGCGACGUCUAUCGAAAAACGAAAACAAAGGUCCUUUGGGUGAAAAGGAAUACUUUGAAAAUUCCGAAGAAGAAAAAAGGAAAAUAAUAGAAUUAAUAGAAAAAAUAAAAACAAGUGAAUAUAUUGUUGUACAUGUUGGAGCAGGUAUAUCUACGAGCUCAGGGUUACAGGAUUUUAGGGGGCCAACAGGAAUAUGGACAAAUGAAUUUUUAGCCGAAAGGCAGAAUAAAAAAAAGAGAAAAUUGGAAAAGAAGCAAAUGAUGGAAAUAGAAGAGGUGGUGGAAAAAGAAGCGAUGGAAGUGAAGGAGGAUAAAGAAGCUAAGAAAAACAAUAAUGAUAAUAAUAAUAAUAAUUAUAAUAGCCAAAGCAUUAAGACAAAAAAGAUACGAAAAAGCUCGCAUGGGAGAUACGAACACUCAGAUGAUCUCACAAAACGUAGUUCAACUAACCAAACAGAGGAAUUACCAUUCGAUUUUAUCAAAACAGUAAGGCCAGAAGGCUCUUACCAAGGUGAUAAUAUUGUUAAAGUACAUACAGGUGGUGCAAAGGAAUAUUCAGGAUAUCACACAAAGGAUACAAAAGUAGAAGUGGAACCUUAUUGUAACAACACAGAUUUUAUCCCUAAAACAUCUUUCAAUAAUUGUAAUAAGGAAGUAUAUGAACAUUCAGACAAUGAUUCGAAGGAUGAAAAUGACCAUAAUAGUAACAAGGCACAAAGGAGCGACAAUGAUUUUGGUAUUGACAAAAUAAAAAAUGAAUAUUUUGAUACGAUCCAUUCAUACGGCAGAAGGAGAAAAAAUGAACAAGAAAGAAAAAACAAUCAUGUGCGUAUUAAAAAUGAAAAUCCAACUGUUAAUUUUGACGAGGAAUCCCUAUGGAUAGAUGACAAAAUUAACAGUAGAAAAAACGAGCUGGAUGAUGGAGAGUCAUCGGAGGUAACCAAACAAGGCAUGUCAGAAGAAAAUUAUGUAAUAUUUGGGAAUAGAAAAAAAAAAGUUGUAGACCUACAUUUAGCACUACCAACGAAAACGCAUAUCAUGAUAAAAGAAUUAAUGAACAAGAACAUUAUAAAAUUUUUAAUAACACAAAAUAUUGAUUCAUUACAUUAUAGAUGUGGCACAAAAUUUUCCAAAAUUUCCGAAAUACAUGGAAAUAUAUUUGUUGAAAGAUGUGAUUUUUGUGGUAGAAGAUAUUUAAGAGAUUAUGUUAUAUCAACCAUUAGCUUUAAACCAACAGGUUCUCUAUGUUUUUUAUGUUCUUUUCCUCCAAUAGGUAUAUGUACCGAUGUUCUAUUAGACUGGAAUAAUGCUUAUGAAGAUUUUUUCCAUUUAAAUUCUAUUAAACAUUCUCAAAUGGCUGAUUUUCACUUUUGUCUUGGGUCAAGCUUUUACAUUGUACCAGCUAGCUAUUAUCCAUCAAAAAAAAAAUUCGCAAAUGAAAAAUCUUAUAGUUGUUUAAUUAAUUAUCAGAAAUCUUCCUUAUCCAAGGAAGUUAAUUUAAGUUUACAUUCAAAUGUGAAUAACAUCUCAGAUAUUAUUAUAAAGGAAUUUUCAUUAGAACCACUCUCCAUUAGAACAGCAUUAAUUCUCGUUGUCAGAUGUCAAAUACUUGAUUUUGAUUUGCUUUUUGAUAACCCCAUAACAGUAAAUAAUAUGAGCACAAAUAGUUACUAUCUACAACUCGAUAAGGACGAAGGUGCAACUGAUUCAUCAUGUAAAAAUACCCCAAAGGACCAGUAUCAUUCGAAUAAUGGAGAAAACUACUUCCAUAAGGAAGUGAUUCCAAAUGAAGAGAAAUGUUAUACAACCUCCAAAAAGAAGAGUGACCCUCAGGAGAAUAGAAAUAUUUUCACAUAUUCUAAUUUAACACAUAAUGACGUAGUUGUUGGAGAAAAGAAUACAAAUUCAAAUGUUGAUAAUUUCAGCACGGACUGGAAAAAUGAAGGUAAAAAUAAGAACACAUAUAAAGAGCAAUUAUUUUUAAUAAAAUGCUCCAUGAUAAAAAAUAUAUCAACGGAUGAGCCCUUACAUGAGAUACACAAAUUAUCUGUUAUCAUGAUAGACAAGAAAAAAGGCAUCUGGCUAAUAAGGACAAAUUUCCCAUGCAUAUUAGAAAUAGAAUUGUGGUAUAAUUCCUUUGUUUUGUUAAAGUUAAAUUAUAAUGAACAUUGUCCUUUUGUAGAAUUAAAUGCAUGGAAUGUUGAUGUUGCAUAUACAUAUGGUGACGACAUUGAUGACGUGGAUUACUUGAAUAAUUAUUUCCCCAAUUGUAAAAAUUUUAAUCUACAAAAAAAUAAAUAUGUAGAUAAUAACUACUCACAGAUUCACCUAAUAGAAAAUGAUUCUCAUAUAAAGGAAGAAAUGCAAAGCAUGAAUAAUCAAACUUUUUACACCUUUUCAAAUAGUUACAAUGACUAUGAUAAAACUGUUUUAGAGCAAUCGUUGCACAUUUCAGAAAUAUUACAUGAGCAUGUACAUGUAGGUUAUAACCCAAACAAUUUUAAUCCCAAAUCAAAAGUUGAGCAGCUAGCUAUUUUAACGAACGCAAAUAAAUUUUCUCGUCAAAGAAAUUAUGUACGUUUCGAAUUACCCCAUUCGAUGAAGUUUUUAUAUAAUAUAUUUUGCCUAAUAAAUAAACCAGAAAAAGAAAAAGUGAAAAAUGAACAAGUAACAUUCAAUGAUAAAAUAGACACUCUCAUAAAAAAUUUGCACUUACCGAAAAACAUAAAUUUAUAUACGAGUAAUUUUAUAAACUCAUUUAUACAGAAGGAAAGAAUGGUUUAUCAAAAUCAUUACACUUUUAGGGAAAGAAAAAAAAAAAAAUUAAAUGACUUUAAUUUGUGCUUAUCUUCUGAUGAAAACAAAGAAAAACAAACUUUUAUUUUUUAUGAUUUGUAUAUGCAUGAAAAUAAGGAUAUGUACAAAAUCAAAAUUAAGAAAGACUUAAUACAGAAAAAAAUAUUUGGAUAUUCAAUCCUGAGCAAUUAUACAGAAAAAGGUGACAUACAAAGUUACAUCAGCAAUUCUCCAACAAAAAAUAAUAGAACAGAAAGGAACAAGUCAAAUGAAAAUGAUUCUGUAAGGUUCAUCGAAACAGGAAUAGAAAACAUAGAUGACAAGAAUUAUUUAACAAAUUCAUAUGUAAAUAAUCGAAAAUUUUAUGACACUCACGAAAAAUUGUAUAAUUAUAACAUUCACAGUGAUCAAAUCUCUCGAAAUGUAGAAAAUGAAUCCAAAUUGAACAACAGCCCAAAAAACAAUCAAGAAAAUUGUCCAAUGGAAAAGACAGUAAUGGAUUACAACGUGAACGAAAAUGCACUCAUAAGUAAUAGUUUAAAUACAAAUGAUUCUAAAUUAAAGGUCUCCAAAUCAGAUAAAGAAUGGGACGAUGAAGUAAUGGAAGAAGGAAAUUAUCCAAGUAUUGCAAAAAAGAAGCCAGAAUUUUAUGACCAACAAAAUUCUGAACUUUUAUUUAACCCAAAUAUAUUAAUAAAUAGUAAAUACAAACUUGGUGAAUUGGUAUCCAAAAUACCAAAAUAUAUUAAGCCACAAAAAAUAUAUACGCCUUAUAGAAAACUCAGUAGGGAUAAAAAAAAUUCCAACACACUUCAGAAAUGUAGAAGUGAAAUAUGGGAGGAAAAAUACACUGAAUUCAUAUGUGAUAUGAAGCAUGAGCAUGUUCUUGAUUCUGCUUUAUUCCGUGAGGUGUGUUACUUCCCACUUUGGCUUUUGAGUUAUGUGAAUGAUUUGUUCGAAUGCUUGUAA